AUGCUGAGUUUGUCUAUAAAACAUGGAAUAAUCCCCACAAGAAAUGGAACUAUUUAUUGUAGUUGGGAUUUUAGGAAUUCUUUUUCAUUUGUGACAUCCACGUUAAGCAUGAUAGGUUAUGGGUUAAUUGCACCCAGAACUCCUAUGGGCCAGAUGUUCUGUGUCUUCUAUUCUUUACUGGGGAUCCCUCUAACUAUCAUAUUCCUGCAAUCUGUGAGUAAUGUAUUAUUACAACCACUUUCAGAAUUUGAGAAAUAUCUUCGGAAUAUGGAAAUGAAAGAGACACAAAUUAGAACCUGUGAGCUCCUAUUUUUCUUGGUAACUGGACUUUCCAUUUUCAUCCUUCUACCACCAUUACUUUUCAUGAAAAUGGAGGGCUGGACUUACAAGGAAGGAUUAUAUUUUGCAUUCAUCUCUUUAAGUACCAUUGGCUUUGGUGACUACAUACUAGAGUACAUUAAUUAUGGGAAAAUGGAACAUAAGAAUUCUUACAAAGGUGUUACCACUUACCCAAGCAUUUAAAGCUCAUGUGUGAUGGAAACAGUAGGUACAAAGGAUCAAUCCUAUGCAACAUGUGUUAAGUAUAUUUUCCAGUAGGUAAGUUCACUUUCAAAUUGCAUAUGGAAGAAACAAAGACCCUCCAAGACAUUAAAUAAUCAAGUACAUACCUAAAUUUUAACUGUAAAAUAUCCAAGAAGUCUUUUGUUAUAAAGGCUUAUUCUAUAUGGCCUUUUUGUGUUUGUAACUUCCUUAAAGGAGCAAAGCAAAUCUUCAGGCUAUAUAUUUUGGGAAAUUUUUCCACUGUUCUUGGCUCACUUCUGCCCCAAAUUAGCAUCAUCAUAUCAGGCAUCAUUCUUAUUAUUAACAUAUUUUUUAAACUUAGCCCAAAGAACACAGGUACAGCACUCCAGUAUGCAUGUAUGUGAGGCUUCCCUGGCAGCUCAGCAGUAAAGAAUCUGCCUGCAACGCAGGAGUCGCAAA
Molecule: messenger RNA, 981 nt
Organism: Odocoileus virginianus texanus
Lineage: Eukaryota; Metazoa; Chordata; Mammalia; Artiodactyla; Cervidae
Source: RefSeq, a predicted model, not a curated record